This is a messenger RNA of Vitrella brassicaformis, 619 nucleotides long. NCBI's taxonomy places the organism in Eukaryota, Vitrellaceae. The record is from the annotation of a GenBank genome assembly.
UUAGUUGUCCUUCCUGACCACAAAGACGAGAGGCUUUGCAUCGUCCACAUUGUCCAGCAGGUCGCCAUAGGUGGUGCCGUGGACAGACGUCCUACACACACACACACACACACACAGACGGAAUGUGCCAAUUCGCUGCUGUUGCCAUGAUGCGUGUGUCUACCGGUAGAGUGAGGUGAGUCGUGUGGUGUCGCGACUGCCCCCCAGUAGGCCAAGCAGCGCCUCAUACUCUGACGCAGACAGCGACGUGCCGUCAGGCAAUCCCUGCAGGUGGCGGAAACGGACCUGAACACAGGAAUGAACCGUGCACACCAGAGAAUCUAGUGACUGGGUCAUGGUGUGUAAGUCCGUGUGUGUGUGGGUGUACUCACCUGUUGUGCGGGUCUUGCCUCCGUGCCAACAGUGGUCGACACCACACAGAGAAUUAUCACCAUGACAACAGUCGCCAUCGUGAAGCACCUUGUUUGUUGAGGUCAAUCAGAGGCCGCUCGCCAGCCAAAAGAGGAGAGCGGGGGAGCGCUGACAGCGCUGACACCAGGAUUCGGUAGACAGGACACUGUCGGCUUUGAUAGAUCUCUUCUUGGAGCUGCACCGGGGGAGGAAAGGGAGAAAGAAGAAG